This is a messenger RNA of Grus americana (Whooping crane), 9259 nucleotides long. RefSeq names its product RNA polymerase II associated protein 2 (gene RPAP2). Gene Ontology annotation, cellular component: nucleus; cytoplasm. Gene Ontology annotation, molecular function: RNA polymerase II CTD heptapeptide repeat phosphatase activity; RNA polymerase core enzyme binding. NCBI's taxonomy places the organism in Eukaryota, Metazoa, Chordata, Aves, Gruiformes, Gruidae. The transcript is spliced from 13 exons. The coding region runs from base 27 to 1874 and encodes 615 amino acids. The record is from RefSeq and is a predicted model, not a curated record.
GGGAACGGGCGGGCAGCCAGCCAGCCAUGAUGAUGGCGACCGGGAAGCUGCAGGGCGGCGCGAAGGGGAAGCCCAGCCGGCGGCGCGCAGGAAAUAAGCAUUCAGCUGCUCUGAAGAAUGAAGAUGCUGCUCAGAGGAAAGCAGCUCUGGAAGCUGCUAUGAGAAAGAAGAUUGAAUUUGAGAAAAAAGCAUUGCAUAUUGUUGAACAACUCCUGGAAGAGAAUAUUACUGAGGAGUUCUUUCUGAAUUCUGGAAAAUUUAUUACUCCAUCUCACUAUAAAGACAUUGUUGACGAACGAUCUAUCAUCAAACUAUGUGGUUAUCCUCUAUGUCAAAAUAAACUGGAAAAUGUGCCAAAACAGAAGUACAGAAUUUCAACAAAAACAAACAGAGUUUAUGAUAUCACUGAAAGAAAGUGCUUUUGCAGCAACUUUUGCUACAGAGCAUCUAAAUAUUUUGAAGCUCAAAUUUCCAAAAGUCCGGUAUGGAUGCGAGAAGAAGAAAAACCACCAGACAUAGAGCUGCUGAAGGAGGGACAGAGUGGACAGUCUGGAGAAGAGGUGAAACUACGUGAUGAAGUAAUUAAAACAUCUGACAUUGAAAAUCCUAGGAUAUCUUCAAAUCCAUGUGAAUCUAGUUCUCAUGACACCGCCAGUGACAGCAGUAGUGAUACUGAACAAGAAUUUGUUUCUUCCGUCCUAUCAGGAAGUCAGUCAAGUUCAGCUGAUACUGCACAGCAAUUGCACAGAAAUAGCAUCCUCAAAAAGAAGCACGCUCAAAAAGUCUAUUCCAGCCCUAAAACUGAAGACUCAGAUGUGGUAGAAGCCACUAGACAACUAUCUAAUUGUAAAUUAGAUGCUCAGGAAGAAAUGCAUGCUUGCUCUGGUCAUACUAAAAUAACUGCAACGCCUUCAAAAAAUACUACUCUAGGGAAAUCAAGUGCUUCAGAAAACUAUGAAAAUACCUCUGGUUCACAGAUAGUUUUUCUAGGUGUGAGCAAAAGAGGGGCAGAACAUCUUAAAAGAACACUAGCUAACUCAAAAGAACAUAAAAAACCUGAACUGAGGGAUCCAGUUAAUUCCAAAGGUAGUUUAUUAGAAGUGCUUAAGCAAACACUUAUGGAAUGGAGAACUGAGGAGACUUUAAAAUUUCUCUAUGGCCCAAACUAUGCUGCUUUGUGUUCAUCAGAGAACAUAUCAUCUGCCAACCAGGAGAAUGAAGAACUUGAUGAGGAUGACUUAGAUACAGCUGAAGAUUUUAACACUGUUGUUAUAGGGGAGUCUGAAAACAGUUUGAACUAUUCUUUACCUUUCACAUGCCCAGGUGGAAUAGCUAACCCUGUGCCUAGUUACGAAAAACUAAAAGAAGAAACGGAGUUCCUAGAACUCCGAGUAAAAGAGUUCUAUAAAGGAAAGUGCAUCUUGGCUGAAGAGGCAGUGACACAUGCACAAGUGGAGGAACAUCCAAGCAAAGACAAAGAUGAUCAACAGGAAGAUCUCACCUUCCCACUUGUUGAUUCAAGUGCACAAAUGCAGAUUAGAAAGCGAAUUGUCCUUGAAAAACUGAGGAAAGUAUUACCUGCAGUUUUGGGCCCUCUUCAGAUUACUCCAGGUGAUGUUUACACAGAGCUAAAAAAUCUUGUCAAAACUUUCCGGUUAACAAACAGAAAUAUUAUUCACAAAAUGCCUGAAUGGACUCUGAUAGCUAUUGUUUUGUUAUCUGUAUUGUCACAAAUUACUCCACUUUUCAAGCAUACUCAGACAAGCCCAAUGUACACACAGUUCCUGACUACGUUGCUGGAAGAACUGCAUUUCAAAAAUGAAGAUCUGGAAAGUUUAACAAGAAUAUUUAGAAAGGACUACCUACUCAAAUGAAUAAGGUGAUCAUCUUAACUUCUCCCGCUAUCUGAAAUAGUGGCACAGAGAACAAAAGAACACCUUCAAUUGUUGGAACAUUUUUAAAAUGAAAAAUGAAAUUUAGUAUUAACUGUACUUCCUGCAUUUCUGCUUUUUUAUUUUCUUCCUUUGAAUAAGAAUUUUGAAGUCUCAUGGAGAAGCUGACUAUAACAGCAGUUGUUCAAGGUAUGCAUGAAGGCUUGUUAAAAUGUGGAUCAUCUGAAACCUAUUUGAAAGCAGUAGAAAGGAUUUUGGGUUGGUUUGGUUUUUUUUUUCCUUUGGAAAUUUUCAGCUAAAAUUUGUCUGCAGGAAUUGGGGAACGAGAGGGGAAAAAAAAGCAUAUUAGCUUUAACAGAACACUGCUGCUGACAUUUUCUAGUUGACCCAAAGCAGCAAUCUUUAAGAAUGAUAAUGACAGUACAGUAAAGAUGUCUGAUCUAUACCCUGUUUAUCUUGCUACUUCUAAGAAAAGGGGUGGUCUUUGAACUUGUGUAAAAGUUAGUUUUAAACAGUCUCUAAUUGUUGCUAAUUUGGACUUUAAAAUAUAUUUUAAUAACUAAAAAUUUUGGGCUUUCAGUAGUCAUUUCAUUUAAGAGAGUCGUGGUGUUUAGACUCGCUUCUGUCAUUAACUGAUUAUAAAAUGCAAGUUAAAACUAACCCACUAGUAAUUCUUAAGGAUUCCAUAAUAUGGUUUAUUGCGUAGUUCCCAGUUCAUAGGACACUUUCCUUUGAGAGACUUGAGAAGAAAGUUGUUACUGACAGUGCUUAGUCUGCAGCAAAUGCCAGCGCUGGUUAGGGCUGAAGCGAGACUUAGGAGGGCUUCUACAUAGCAACUCCAUGUAAAAACCAAAGUUUACUCCUUUGUUUUAUUUCUGUAAUUGGACACCAAAAGGGAACUCCACACUUAAUUAUUUUAUUGUUGUGUAGUUCCUUCAUGAUAAUCAGUAUAAAUAUGUUGAUUGGCCCCGACAUAAAGAGCCUUUGCAGCUUUUCCCUGGAAGCUUCACUGUGCAGUAGAGUUUAUUUAGGUGAUGCUUGACUUUUACUAACUUACCUUGUAAUGGGAAGUUAUGUUCAGUAUAACUUGUAAAAGCAACAAUUUAGAAUGAGGAAAACCUUUAAUGCAGAAUUAAAGCUACGCAUUUUUCUAAGUAUGCAAUAAGAAAAAAAUACCCAUCGUGAUCAGAGCGUGUCUGAUGCCAAAUUCGUAAGAAUGCAUGAUGUAAUCCGGAUAGAAGGUACACUGGGUUUGUACCAUGAUGGAAAACUUUUUACUUGAUAGAUAUGCAAAGAAGGGACAGGACCUCACCAACAGAUAAGCUUAUAGAAGACUUGAGUAAUAUGUAUGAUACUCUGAGCAAAACUUCAACCUUGAAUUUCUAUCUAUCUGCUUCUGAUUUUGGAAGUUAAAUGUAUUUCUGGUUUUAGCUAGUACUUCACUGUAGAUUCUGAACAAGCCAUUGUAUAUUUACCUUAGGGUGCAAAGAUUGCAACUACAGCAUGACAGUGAUGCUAUACAGAGUACACCUAGAAGGCAUUACAAAUGUACAUCAUACCAGGAAUAUGACUGUGUUUCAUCAGGUUCAGUGGUUCUCAUUUGGAAAGUUUUUACACUUCCUGUCAGUUUAGUGGUGUGAUUUUUUUUGUUAGUUAUUUUUAGGCUUGGUCUUCAGCACUUACUGUGUAGGAAACGUAUGAUCUUGUAAUAAGAGUGAAUAGGUCACAACCCCAAAAACCUCUUUAUCAGGGUUCACUGGAGCUGCUUUUACUGUCUGCCUUAGCAGCUCAAAAAAGUAAGCUGCCAGGAUUUUUGCAUCUCCUCCUUGGCUGCUGGGUAGUAAGCUCACUCAUUCUUUUCCUUGCCCUAAGAGAACAGAAUAACCUUUCUCCUUCCAUGACCUUCUUCACCAGUCCAGAAGACAGAUGCCUAUAAUGUGCUGGAAAUACCCUGACAGGAUAUUCUUCACUUACCUUUCAUGAUUUCAUCUCCCUUAGACGUAAAACACAUGUAAAUAAAUGGAGGAAGUAUACAUAUACCCAUUACUGUUGAGUAGGAGAAAGGCUACAGACUCAUCUUAAAAGGAUCUUUAGUACUGUCAGCCUUAACUGGUUGUACGAAAAAACACAACUCAAGCACCAAAAAUUAAGUUCAUCUAUGUAGGCUUUUACGAACAUGUUUUGUAACAGCUUAACUGCUUAGGAGUGUUCAAAUCUAGACCUCAUUUAUGAGCUUAAAGCUAAUUUCUGCCAUAACUAUCUGUCCUUUAACAGACUUUACUCUUUCUCAACUGACUUUCUUUUUUUUCCCCCUUUCUCGUUUUGGUUGUGUUUGCAGGCAGAUUGUUUCCUUGUGGCCUUGCUGCUGUGCUUACCGUUUUUCCUUCCUGUGUUAGUUAAAUGAAUGUGAACAGUUGACUCCACUCGGCUCAGUGGUGGGUUUGAGCUCUAUCUCAGACUAAAUUUUAGUGACUUACUUGUGAGCUGCAGGCACGUAGGGAUGUUAUGGAUCUGGGACUUCGGGUAGAUGGGACAUAAGCCUUUAUUUCUGAACAGCUCUAUGAAAGAUGCACGAGCUUGGUAAAGCCAUCAGCUGCUUAGAUCAUAAAGUCAGAGAAAUCCGUUGCCAUGACAGUGUAAAGCAUCCAAGCCUGUCUGGCAGUGGACCUGUAGCAGGGCAAAUAGCAGGGGGGUGGGGGAGAAACCAGACUUCUAUGAUAGGGUUUUUGGGUUUUUUUCUGACGUAUGUAAUGGAUAUAGUAAAGAAUAGAGGAACACUUUAGUUUAAAGCUUAACACAAAGCCUGCUUCAUGCUGUUGCAGCUUCUCAGAAUGAAAGGAGCAAUGUGUGGCGUAUACCCGCAUAGUGCAGAUUUGGAUUUCUUACUGGGUUUUCUAUAGAUGUAGUGAAGUAACCUCAGGAAGAGAACAGUGUUAAUAAAAGCACAUAUACAGAGAAAGUCAAAUUGUUCAAAGUUAUUGAAAGCAGUCUUUGUGCUGGCCAAAGAGGAUAGAGGAAAAUCUAUUUUCACACCAAAGUUCAGUUCACAGUCCUGUAAAUCCUGUCAGUGUAAGUACUGCAUUCUGUAAUACUGAACUUCCUGGUGCAGAGCCCUUCACUGCUGCUGUUUGAUUCUUUGUGCCCACUGACCAAGCUUGCUGAUUUUUCUUGGGUUUUGGAGGGAAGAAGGGGAUUCAGAGUGGUUGGCUUGAUAGUCGCUGUUUCAGGAUAGUGGGCAAAUCAUAAUAUAACCUGCAAAUUAUCAGGUAUUCAAAGAGAUUACCCUGCAUCUUUGUAAAGGUUGCAAAUCAUGUUAUGCUUAUAUAUGGUAAUGCAAAAUUCUACAUUAGAAUAAGCAGAAGAGAGCUUGAUUUAUUUCAUUGAAGACCAUCAAAACAAAAAAGUGCCUUAGUAAAUCUAGAGCAGCAUAACUGACAUGGCUGUGCUACUCUCCAAACCCAGGACUGGACAGAUACAUCUACCCUGUCUUUAAAGAGUGAUACAGGGAGCAAUAAAGAGCAUGGUAGAUACAUGAGAGACAUCCGAGGCCUCAAAGGCUGUGUCCAUGGAAUACACAGAAGACUCACCUGUAUUUUCACUCUUCAGUCUCAGUGAGUGGUUUAAAAGUGAGGGAUCUGGUGUGGUUUUUUGGGGGAAAUAAUGGUCCUGUGAAUCUUGAUGUUGAACCUGCAUGUCCUACCCUUCUCUCCCUAUUUUGAGAGAAUGUGGACUCUACAAAAUGCAAGAGGGGAUGAGCAGCUCAGCUGACCUUUAACUGCUGGAGAGAAAAGGACUAACACAUCAGAGAGAAGAAAAAGGAAGAGAGAGGGGAAAGCGGUAUUCACAGCUUCUAAAUUUAGGCAUCCAACCUUAGGUACCUGCCUGUCUCCAUUUACUUCAGAGAGAACCGAUGCUCUUAAAUUUAGGUUCCCCAAAUCAUACCUUAGUGCAAUGUAUGAAGUGGGUGGUGUUAAUGCCUCUGCCUCUAUUUCCUGGUGGCAGAAAGAAAGCAGGUAAGUCAGCUGAGAACUUUGGCCAUAGUAGACUGGCUCUCCUCAGAGUAAUUUAUUUAAUAAUAAAGUGUGGCACAAAACUGCAUGGGGACCUGCCCCUGCAAAGUGGGAAGGUCUAAGCAAUCUGAUCCUAUUGUUUGCUUAUUUUGAUGACUACAACUUCACACAGAAUUUUUUCUUAACCUGUAAGAGUUAAAACCAAAAGAAUUAAAGUGAGUGGCAGUCUUUAGGAAAAAAAAAAUGCCAGUGUGUUGAAAGUACGUCCAGGAGGUUACACUCUAGUUCUACAAUUUGGCUCUAAGCAUUCCAUACUUGCUGUUUACUUCUGCAAUUGCUUAUGAACACCCAGUACUGUGAGCAGGGUUUAGCUCGAUCUCACCAGAGUAGCCGGUAAUGCUGAACUGUCAUUUCCAAUGAGCAUUAAAUAUUGAAAACCCAGAAUCAGCCUCUCUUUGGCAAGUCUUAAGUUUCCAUAAGCAGCAGAUGGUAUACAAGCCAGGGCUGGGCACCUAAAAAGACCUCUGUUUCUCAACUGUGUAUCUCUACCCCCUGACAGCCAGUGGUCCUCUAGAGUCAGAGGAAGUGGGUGUGCCUGCUAUUAGCAAAGACAAAGUAAUACUGCUAGAGACCUUUCCUCUUGUGAGCUUUCUUUUUGGGACUCUUUAUCUUAGAACCACUUCUCUGCAUAGACUGCAGACUAGUGCUUUGGGAGACAGGCUGCCUGAAAGAUGCUGUAGAAUGUAAACUCUGGCAUUUGUGGUGCUAAACAGGAUUUGGUGAGUCAGGGGGAGAGAGCUAGAAACCUAGGUCUUCAAGUAGUUCUCGUUUGAGCACUCUGGUUUCAAAAAGCAAGUGAAAGCAUACACUGCCUCAGUGGCUGAUCUGGACAUGUGUGAUAAGUGUGUGUCAUUCCCUCUUGGUUGCUUGCAGCUAUAGAGCAAGUAGCAAGGCAACUGGAGUUCUGAAAACAUUGGCAAGACUACCCAAAAAGAAUAAUAAUUGGCAAGAAGAAAGGUGAGAAAAGCACAAGCCUUUUUAAACUGUUCUUGCCCUGGAGAAUGGGCAAUAUUGUGAGAUACCUUUUGGGUAUCAUCCUCAAAAUAGUCUCCUCAGUACAGCAUCACGUUUGGGGUGCAUUAAUAGUAGUGGCAGGGCUGGAAAGGGCAUGAACAAAGGCCACCAACUGUCUGACCAGAGUUUCUGAGAUCUGUAAGCCAGGUUUAUCUUCCCCCGACUUUGCCACCACAGUUGAAUGUGCAGACUUAAGUCCUAGACUUAGGAAGGCUUAUCAAUCAGAAUAAUGCAGUAAGUGUGGCCCCUGUAACACUUCAGAUGUCUACCUGACUGUUGGUUUUACUGUGCUAUCCUGCAGUUACCCCAAGACAACAGCUCCCUGAUGAGUCCCUUCUCCAGGAACAGGCUAGAGCUGACACAUUGGUGAUCAUAAGGCAGUUGUAUCUCACCACCAUGAAAACUCCCCCCUUCAAAUGCUUUGGUAGCCCAUACUUUAAAGGCAAAGUCUUUAGUACAUUUUUGCAUGCUGUGAUUACCUGCAGGAGCUGCAUACAAAGAUCAGAGAGCAAAGCCAGUAGGGCUACUGACUGGUACAUCCAGCAUCAUUGCAAACCACAUCAAAUCAAUGCCAUUUCUGGCACUUUUUAGCCUGUUAAAUUUCACGGGCUAUGCAGCUGAAUUGAACACAUAGUGGGACAGCAGCAGCUUCCUGGAGAGUCCUGCAGUUUGGUUAGAAUUAGUCAUCACCACAGAGAGUUUGAAGGACUUUGGAUACAGCUUUAAUAAGCUGCAAACACUCAGAUCAGGAUUUACAUCAUAAAUCUUGCCUUUUUGUUCUACUCAAACAGGAGUGUCUACAAAUCAGGUUAAUAUAAUUUAACAGUACAGUAGUUAAGUAACAAAAAAGAUCAUAAUUGGUAGUAUUAUCUAAGAAGCCAGAACAACCCUGCUUACAGCUGCCAGCUAAGAUCUGACUCAUCUAAGGUAUUUUAUAGCAACCAUAUGUUAGGCAUGUCUAUCUCACCUAUUAUGCAAAAAAAUGAUAACGUUUCCGAAUCAGGAUUUGCCACUGAGCAGGAUUUUCCGUAAACAUCUCAGUAUUGCAAGUGCUAUCCACAGUCAGGCGAAAGCCUUUUGCAGACACUUCUGAUUUGUUAAUUUAACAAAUAGAAUAAAUGGCUACAAAUCUGUGGCUAGUGCUGAUUCAGCAAGGCUGGCUGUAGUUCAAAGUAUGGGUAUGUUACUUUGGCAGUUGACAUGUUAAAACAUCACUUAGUGAUUCUGUGUUAGAAGGUAACUUCAGAAUACCGCACUUCUUAGGCAAAAACCCCUGGGUGUUUCAAAUUGAAGAUGUGGUCUCCAAGCAGGAAUGACCAUGCGAUACAUUAAAAAUACUUCACUGAGACAGUGCAAGCAAAGUUGUAUUGCUGUAGUAUAUUUAUCUGCAUAACAGAAAAGAGAGGGUGGAUUUGUAUCAGACCAGGAGAGAAAGAUUAAAAACUAAGUUUGAAAAUAUUAAGGUCUUUUGAUAACAAUGCAGGUGGUUAAGCUAAAACAAUUACUGCAUUUUAACAAAGGCAGACAUCGCUGUAAACCCCCUUGGCUGUUGCUUUUUGAGCAACUUUUACAUCCAGUUCACUUUUACACAGAAACAUGCCUAAGCUUACACCCCUCUGCAAUCUGACUUCAGUCCUUCUUGCACAAAGACUAAUUAAGUGUCCAGCAGCCUUAACUAUUCCUAGGCUUUUGCUGCAGUAUCCGAGUAGUCUCAAGGAGUAAUGUGGGGGGGUGAAGUUGCAGUCCUAACGCUGCCUUCUGUUCUCAAAAGGGCAGUAGUUUCACUGCUUAAAGCUCUCAUGACAGAGCUCCCGUUGAUGCAAGCAAGAGCAAAUUGUUCUCUUGAUAAUUAUAUACCUUGUUUAGGAAUCACAAUCUCUCAUAUUUUGAGGAGAAGCCAUUCACUGAAAAGCUUUUUUGUGAAUACAUUCUUUUUUUCUGAACUGUGGGCUCUCACUAAAUAAAAAAAUUAAAAAAGCAAAGUAGAUAUUUUUGCUACUUAAGAUCCUUAGCUUAUAAAAUUUCACAACUAGAAAUGUAGUUAGUUUCUUCCUUAUUAAGAUAAUUUCUCCAGAGGGCAUUUGAAAACUUGGAAAAUAAACGAUUUUACAGAUACUACAUUAGCCUUCAGCAGCUCUGGGUCAAACACAUGUCAUCUCUGCUAACUAUUCAUUUCUAAGAUCCUCCCAAGCUCUGCUUUUUUGUACACUGAACAUCUGAUGCUUCUUGUUUUUCUUCUAUAACCACAGAUGUGCCCUCUUCAAAAAACUCACAAUCUCAAAA